UUCUAUCUGCUUAAUAAAGGCCUAGCUACACAGUAAAAGUCAAGUUUUAGAAAUCAAACAGCUAUGGCUCAAACUAUGUUGCUCAUGUCUGGUGUUUCCACUGGCCGUAUAGGGAACCUCAAGAAAGAUCCUUUGCUCGCAUUCCAAACUCAGAGACUAAAACCUAAACAAUUCUCUCAUCUUCUUUUUAACCCUUCUGUUGCUGCUUCUUCUAAACUAUUUACCGCGUUUGCUCUAUUCAAAUCAAAAACCAAGGCUCCUCCCAAGAAGGCUGUUUCGAAGCCAAAGCCUCAGGUUGAAGAUGGGAUAUUUGGCACCUCUGGAGGAAUUGGUUUCACUAAGCAAAAUGAGCUCUUUGUAGGUCGAGUUGCCAUGAUUGGAUUCGCUGCGUCUUUGUUGGGUGAGGGAAUAACAGGAAAGGGAAUUCUAGCUCAAUUAAAUCUAGAGACUGGAAUUCCCAUCUACGAAGCUGAACCCCUCCUGUUAUUUUUCAUCCUUUUCACCCUGCUUGGGGCCAUAGGAGCCUUGGGAGACCGUGGUAAAUUUGUUGACGAUGAACCUGUAACUGGGCCUGUGAUCGCUCCAGGGAAAGGCAUCAGGGGGGCAUUGGGUCUUAAAGAAGGAGGUCCCUUGUUCGGAUUCACAAAGGCAAAUGAGCUGUUUGUGGGAAGAUUGGCUCAGUUGGGCAUUGCAUUCUCUUUGAUUGGAGAAAUCAUAACUGGGAAGGGAGCUCUAGCGCAACUCAACAUUGAGACUGGAAUUCCCAUUAAUGAAAUCGAGCCCCUUGUGUUGUUCAACGUGGUCUUCUUCUUCCUUGCUGCUUUGAAUCCUGGAACUGGUAAAUUUCUCACUGAUGAAGAGGAAGACUAGGUGGUCAUCGUCAACCUGCUGCUCAUGUUUACAUAAACAAACUCGAAUUUAUUAAUGUAAAAUCCAACGUAUAUAUUUUUUCUCUAUCUCUGGUAAGCUAAAGGAGCAAAUUUCAUGAAA
Molecule: messenger RNA, 990 nt
Organism: Mangifera indica (mango)
Lineage: Eukaryota; Viridiplantae; Streptophyta; Magnoliopsida; Sapindales; Anacardiaceae
Product: photosystem II 22 kDa protein, chloroplastic
Exons: 4
Coding region: 64-870 (268 amino acids)
Source: RefSeq, a predicted model, not a curated record